Messenger RNA from Prunus armeniaca (apricot), 459 nucleotides. The record is from the annotation of a GenBank genome assembly. Lineage: Eukaryota; Viridiplantae; Streptophyta; Magnoliopsida; Rosales; Rosaceae.
AUGGCAUCAACUUCACUCCUUUCUUCUUCUUCCAUUGUUUCGUUUAACCCAUUUUCAGGCAUAGAUCGACACCGAAAGCGAGCUGCACGGUCUGCUACAAGGGUGCUUGCGUCAAGUAGAAAAGAUGCUGAUCAUGAGCAGUACCGGCAAAACUUCUAUAGGAGCAGGCUGGUGGAUGAGAACAUGAUUGUUCUGAGGAAGAGGGUUCAUGAGAUGAAGAUGGUGGAGAGGAACUACGAGCCUCCCUCUGAUUGGCUCGACUGGGAGAAGCGCUAUUACACCACUUACGAUUCUUUUAUAUGCCAACUCAUGGGUCUCUUGCAAUCUCAGUUGAUGAACACCAGACCGAGCUUCGCUUUGGCAACCAUAGCUUUGAUCAUCUUGAGCCUGCCCACCUCAACACUUUUGCUUUUCUUCCAUUUACUUGAUCUCACAAAGGGGGUCCUAACUCUUAACUAG